Molecule: messenger RNA, 541 nt
Organism: Arabidopsis lyrata subsp. lyrata
Lineage: Eukaryota; Viridiplantae; Streptophyta; Magnoliopsida; Brassicales; Brassicaceae
Product: toll/interleukin-1 receptor-like protein
Exons: 2
Coding region: 105-434 (109 amino acids)
Biological process (GO): signal transduction
Source: RefSeq, a predicted model, not a curated record
GAAAUAUACAUUUAGCAGGAAGACUCAUUAGGUCAACUCCUCUAGUGUUAGUGUGCCUAUAAAUAUCAUUUUGAGUUAUUAUUCAUAGAGAAUCAGAAAUCAAAAUGACUUCUGCUACUGCGACUAAGUACGAUGUUUUUCUGAGUUUCAGAGGACUCGACACUCGCCGCACCUUCAUCAGCUUUCUCUACCAAGAACUGGCUCGAAGGAACAUUCGAACUUUCAAAGACGACAAAGACCUGGAGAAUGGCCAGAGGAUUUCGCCGGAGCUCAAACGAGCCAUCGAGGAGUCGAGAUUCGCCGUCGUUGUUUUCUCCGAGAACUACGCUGCGUCUCCUUGGUGUCUCGAAGAGCUCGUGAAGAUCAUGGAUUUCGAGAACAAGGGUUCCAUCACCGUGAUGCCCAUCUUCUACGGCGAUACCUGUAGAAUGUGAAUAUGUAAAGGGUAGAUUAGUCUUUGUUUAAUCCCUAAUUAGCUUAUGAUUCUCCUUAUAUAUAUUGUAACAUGUAAAUCUAAAUCAAUAAGACAUUCUCAAACCUA